AUGGCCAUCGAACAUUUUCCUAAGUUAUCGCAGAACUUUUCUCAAUUGCUUGAUGACGCAGAAGAUUAUGAUGUUGUUAUUAGAGUUGGAAAAAAUUCAAACGUCAAAGAAUUUCGUGCACACUCGAUAAUCUUGAAAUCUCGAUCAACUUAUUUUAAAAGAGCCCUCUCACAAAAUUGGAUUACAAAGAAAGAUAAUUUGAUAAACUUUAAUAAACCAAAUAUUUCUCCAAUAAUUUUUGGUAUGAUUAUUAGAUACUUGUAUUCUGGUAAAAUUGAUUUGAAUGAAAAAGACGGCUCUGAUAUGCUUGAACUUAUUUUAGCAUCCGAUAAAUUGCUUCUUGAUGAAUUGGUUACUUCCAGAAAGCGUUCUAAUUCAAGAAUUCCAAAGGAUAGUAAAUAUAACUUUAGCCUUAUUUAUCAAGGAAGUAGAGAUGGCUUUGAUACGAAUAUUAUGCGUAGAAAUUGUAAUGGACAAGGAGCAUGCAUUUUGAUCAUUAAAACUAAUGAGAAUGGUACGAUAAUUGGUGGUUAUAAUCCUAUUGGCUGGAAAUAUUAUGAACAUAUUAUGCAUGGUGAUACUUAUUGGUCUAAUACUACAGAAAGUUUUAUUUUUUCAAUGGGUGAUGGAAGCGAUUUAAAUGAUUUUAAGAUCAGUCGAGUUGUAAAUAGUAAUUGUGCAAUAUUUGAAUGUAAUAAUCAAAACAUACUAUUAAAUUUUGGCAAUAGUGAUUUAGUUAUCAAUAACAAUACUGGUACGUGCAAUCGACACUGUUAUGAAAGUAGCAUUUUAGAUGCAAAUAAUUUUACCAUCAAAGAAAUGGAGAUUCAUAAAUUUAUAAGUGGUGAAUAA
Molecule: messenger RNA, 852 nt
Organism: Funneliformis geosporum
Lineage: Eukaryota; Fungi; Glomeromycota; Glomeromycetes; Glomerales; Glomeraceae
Source: the annotation of a GenBank genome assembly